Messenger RNA from Eruca vesicaria subsp. sativa (arugula), 996 nucleotides. The record is from the annotation of a GenBank genome assembly. NCBI's taxonomy places the organism in Eukaryota, Viridiplantae, Streptophyta, Magnoliopsida, Brassicales, Brassicaceae.
AGAGCUGCCGCCACGAACAAAAAUUAAUUCAGUGAUGAACAUCGUUGCCUUGAGCAAACGUCUAUACUCGUCUAGAUUCCACGAUCUUCGUUCUCUCAACGAUGCGCUCUCAAAAACUGUUUUCACCUCCGGUCCUCCGAUCCUCGGACGAUCCUUUCACAACCUCCGCAAGGCUGGGAGCUUCUUCGUUGUCCCACGUGUCUUGUUCGUGUCGCGAAACCUGUCGACGAAUGUUUCUUCUUCGAAACAACCUGCGUUUCUACGAUGGUAUUUGAGAAAGCUGGAGUCGCAUCCUUUCGUGACUAAGAGCGUCACCACUUCCCUCAUUUAUAUGGCUGCCGAUCUCACUUCUCAGAUGAUUACGAUGCAGCCAUCUGGUUCUUAUGACCUGAUAAGAACAGCCAGAAUGGCUAGCUUUGGGUUGGUAUUUCUCGGGCCAUCACAGCAUCUUUGGUUCAGUUAUCUUUCUAGGAUACUGCCAAACCGCGAUGUGCUUACAACUUUUAAGAAAAUAAUGAUGGGGCAGGCUCUUUUCGGACCUUUUAGCAACACGGUCUUCUAUUCCUAUAAUGCUGCUUUACAAGGUGAAAACUCUGAGGAGAUUCUGGCGAGAUUGAAGCGAGAUCUUCUGCCAACAUUGAGAAAUGGACUUAUGUAUUGGCCACUUUGUGAUUUUGUGACAUUCAAGUAUGUGCCUGUUCAUCUACAGCCACUGAUGAAUAGCUCAUGCGCAUACAUAUGGACGAUAUAUUUGACUUAUAUGGCAAACCAGACCAAAGCUGAAAGCUGAACGGUGACAAGAAUGACUGUUCUUGACCAUGAACAAUCUCAUUCUCUUUAUUUUAUUUUAUUGAACUAUAUGAACCAAUCAUCAGAUAUUAGUACAAGUAUAAUUGGCUUUUCUUUUUGGAUGUCUAAAAUGGCCAAAUGUUUUUCUUCUUGACCAAGCAAAUAUAAAAUAUUCAUCAUGUUUUAUGGUGAAGACUUGUGACACUC